Zasmidium cellare ATCC 36951 is the source of this 369-nucleotide messenger RNA. RefSeq lists its product as uncharacterized. The record is from RefSeq and is a predicted model, not a curated record. The transcript is spliced from 2 exons. Bases 1 to 369 code for a protein of 122 amino acids. Lineage: Eukaryota; Fungi; Ascomycota; Dothideomycetes; Mycosphaerellales; Mycosphaerellaceae.
AUGCGCACCACCCUCCUCACCACCGCAGCCUCGCUGCUCGCUCUCGACAACGCCCGAAUCGUAGGCUUUGCAACCCCUGACACCGUCGCCCCAGAUUCGACCGUCAAGCUCGAAAUCAUCGCUCAAAACGACAUUCAAGCCUCCCAGGACGUGGCCUUCUCCUUCGAUCUCUCCAACAUCGUGGAGAACAUCACGCACUUCGUGCACAUUCCCGCGACGACCCAAAAGGGGGCGUAUGUGCUCAGUGGAGCGCAAUUCUCGCUGUUUGGCGCUUCGUCGACGCCCACGCUCAUCAAUUAUGUGGCGAAUGUUAGUGUUGGAGAGUUCACUUCGACGAAUUAUGUCUUCAGCACGCGGGUGGGUCAGUAG